Schistocerca nitens (vagrant locust) is the source of this 4230-nucleotide messenger RNA. Its product is annotated as atrial natriuretic peptide receptor 1-like. Gene Ontology annotation, molecular function: protein kinase activity; guanylate cyclase activity; ATP binding. Gene Ontology annotation, biological process: intracellular signal transduction; receptor guanylyl cyclase signaling pathway; protein phosphorylation. NCBI's taxonomy places the organism in Eukaryota, Metazoa, Arthropoda, Insecta, Orthoptera, Acrididae. Gene Ontology annotation, cellular component: membrane. The transcript has 23 exons. The record is from RefSeq and is a predicted model, not a curated record. Bases 1 to 3735 code for a protein of 1244 amino acids.
AUGGAUGCACAAGGAGAAAUGAAGGAACGGAACGCAGUUAUUCUCGUGGAAGGUGCCUUCUAUACAGUUGUAAAAACAGCCUCUUUGGAGUGCCCGGCACGCACCGUGUCGUUGCAAAAGGCGCCCACUGGGGCCCCCGUCUUGUGGCACGUGCUGCCCCAGUUUCCCUUUCGAUUCGUACUGCCCGCCCCUGGGGGAGUUCGCCGAGCGAGCAACGGGAAUGCUUCGGCAGCUCGCACCGCCCCCGGUCCAUCCACCGACCCUCGCUGGGAAUUCGUUUCAGUCAACCCAAGAAUAUCUGUUCUAACACUGGACGUAAAGCAUAUUAAGGCGACUUUUGUGAACUGUCAUGCUCCCACGGAGGAGAGCGAAAGUGAAGUGAAAGACGAGUUAUAUGCACAGCUAGAGGCAGUGAUGGACGCUUUGCCAAAUGGUCACCUGAGGAUCCUCCUUGGUGAUAUGAAUGCCAAGUGCAAAGGAAGAACGGGGCCUAAGUUAAAAAGAGUGGAAAGGUACCAUGUGGAGAAACUAAAAGAUGAGGCAACGAGGACCGGAUAUCAGUUGCAACUUAGUAACCGCUUUGAAGCACUCAGUGAAAUGGACGCGAAUCAGGACCUUGAACUAAUGUGGGGAAACAUCCAGAGCUCAGUUAGGGAUACAGCAAAGGAAACACACAUAGGAUACCCAGUGGGCAAGAAGAUCUGGUUUGGACAGGAAUGUGCAGAUGCCCUGGAAAGGAGAAAGGAAGCCAGGAGCAAGUGGCUGAAGGGGACAAAUCUAGCACAGGGCAAAGCACAAUUUGAGGAGGUCCGAAAGACUACACAAGCAAUUCUGAGAAGAGCAAAGAGGAAAUACAUAAGGGAUAUCAUCAUUGAAGCAGCAACAGACUUCAGAGGACAAAAGACUAGGGAAAUGUUUCUGAAGGUGAAGUACCACUGCAAAGGUCACCAGGCCAAGCAGAAAUUUGUCAAAGAUUCCCACGAUAAGAUCCUGACGAACGAUAGGGACAUAGCUGAGAGAUGGAAAGAGUACUUUCGACAGCUGCUAAAUUGUGAUGAACCCGAAAUGCAGUUUGAUUUCCAGUACCCAACUACAGCCGAUGCACACUAUCCCCCAUCUACCCUGGAUGAGAUAAAAAUCAGAAUCAGGCACCUUAAACAGAAUGAGAUACAGGUCGUGCUGCUGUGUGCGGACCCCAGCACCGUCAGGGAGAUCCUGCUUGCCGCCGAGGAGCUCAACAUGGUGGGCAGCGGAGAGUACGUCUUCUUCAACGUCGAGCUCUUCAACAGCAGCGAUGACGUGACGCAGCCGUGGCUGGUGCCCGGGGAACCCCCGGAGCGCAACGAGCGCGCGCGCCGGGCCUACGAGGCGCUGUUGACGGUGACGGCGGCGACGCCGCACAGCGACGCCUACCGCAGCUUCUCGCAGCAGGUGAAGGAGGUGGCUCGCGCCGACUACAACUACACCUUCGGCUCCGAGACCAUCUCGACGUUCGUGACGGCCUUCUACGACGCCGUACUGCUGUACGCCAUCGCUCUCAACGAGACGCUCUUCUACGGCGGUUCUGAGAUGGACGGACAGGCCGUCGUCCGCAGGAUGUGGAACAGGACCUUCGCAGGAAUCGCAGGCAACGUGUCUAUUGAUGAGAAUGGAGACCGCAUCACAGAAUAUGUGCUGAAAGAUUUGAAUCCCGUCACACAGCAGUUCGAGACGGUGGUUCACUACAGCAGGGGUGUACUGCACCACAUCCGGCACAGAAGCAUACACUGGCCAGGUGGGCGAACGGAACCACCGCUGGACACCCCUCAGUGUGCGUACGAUGGAUCACUAUGUCCGGAUCUCUCCCUGCCGGACUACGCUCUCCUCAGCAUCAUCCUAAGCUCAGCAGUGAUAAUCCUAGCCGUGGCUUCCGUCGUCACGUACAGGCGCUACCGGCUGGAGGCGGAGAUCGCGUCCAUGACGUGGCGCGUCCAGUGGCACGACCUGCUGCUGCUCUCCCACGGCCGCACACGAGGGAGCCUCACCAGCUUCGGGAAGCGGCGCGGCAGCCAGGCGACAAUCUCGGAUGAUGAUUUCAGCAUAGGUGAUGGAAACAAGCAGAUGUACGUACAGACAGCUAUCUAUAGGGGCUCGAAAGUUGCUCUUAAAGAAAUAAACAAAAAGGUGGAACUAAACAGAGCGCUCCUUCUCGAACUGAAGAGGAUGAAGGACCUGCACCACGACCACCUGGUGCGCUUCCUGGGCGCCUGCGUGGACCCGCCCAACUGCUACCUGCUGACCGAGUACUGCCCCAAGGGCAGCCUGCAGGACAUCCUGGAGAACGAGCAGAUACAGCUCGACUGGAUGUUCCGCUACAGCCUCAUGCACGACAUCGUCAAGGGCAUGAGCUACCUGCACGCGAGCGACAUCCGCUCGCACGGCAACCUCAAGUCGUCAAACUGCGUGGUGGACAGCCGCUUCGUGCUCAAGAUCACCGACUUCGGCCUGCACUGCCUGCGCGGAGGCGUCUGCGACGAGUCGGACGACCAGGACUCGUACGCCUACUGGAGCCGACUCCUUUGGACGGCUCCAGAGCUGCUUCGGAUGCCGCAACGGCCGCCGGAGGGCUCCCAGAAGGGAGACGUGUACAGCUUCGCCAUCAUCGUCCACGAAAUAAUUACCCGGCAGGGGCCAUUCUUCGUCGCCGACAAACAUUAUACCCCAAGGGAGAUCGUGCAGCGCGUACGCGCGGGAGACCGUCCGAGCUUCCGUCCGUCGCUGGAAGGCGGCGCUGGCGGCGGCGCUGGUGGCGCGGACGGCGGCGGGCAGGCGCAACUGCAGCUGCAGCGGCUGCUCCGCCAGUGUUGGGCCGAGGAGCCGCAGGAGCGGCCCGACUUCAGCUCGCUCAAGGGUGCCAUCCGCAGGCUCAACAAGGAGAACGAGCGCGGCAACAUCCUGGACAACCUGCUGUCGCGCAUGGAGCAGUACGCCAACAACCUGGAGGCUCUGGUGGAGGAGCGGACGUCCGACUACCUGGAGGAGAAGCGAAAGUGCGAGGAACUGCUGUACCAGCUGUUGCCCAAGUCGGUGGCGAGCCAGCUGAUAAUGGGUCAGGCGGUGAUAGCGGAGACGUACGACAGCGUCACCAUCUACUUCAGCGACAUCGUUGGCUUCACCGCCCUCUCAGCCGAGAGCACGCCAAUGCAGGUGGUGGAUUUGCUGAACGAUCUCUACAGCUGUUUCGAUUCAAUCAUUGAAAAUUUCGACGUAUACAAGGUCGAGACCAUCGGCGACGCGUACAUGGUGGUGUCGGGGCUGCCGGUGCGGAACGGUAUGCUGCACGCCCGCGAGGUGGCUCGCAUGGCGCUGGCGCUGCUGCAGGCCGUGCGGGGAUUCACCAUCCGCCACCGGCCGCACGACCAGCUCAAGCUGCGCAUCGGCAUCCACACAGGUCCCUGCGUGGCUGGCGUGGUGGGCCACAAGAUGCCCCGCUACUGCCUCUUCGGGGACACCGUCAACACCGCCUCCCGUAUGGAGUCCAACGGCCUGCCACUGAAAAUACACGUCAGCUCUGACACGAGGAAGCUACUGGACACAUUUGGAUUCUUCCAUUUGGAAGAACGAGGAGAAAUAGAGCUUAAGGGCAAGGGCGUAAUGAGGACCUUCUGGCUGCUUGACGAAGUGCCGGCGGCAGCGAACGGGCCCAUUAUGCGCAUACAGUCUGGCAGCUUCAAGACGAGGGGUGAGCGGCUCUGAAGGGCCGGUGGUCCAUCGUCGAUGGAGAGCGCCACUGCCUGGAAGCUCCACACACACUCACACAGGCGGCCUGGCUCAUCUCUCUCCGCACUUCCGUCCAACGCCAAGCAGAGUCGAGGAACACAUUGGCGGAAUCAUACCCCCAUUUUCCUGUAUGCGCAGAAUACUGUCUUAGAAAAAAUUGUGUACUAUCAAAUUGGGAUACGAAAGUUCGGUUCCGGAAAACAGAGGGAAAUGACAGUAAACGAACGAUUCCACGUCGCUAGACACGCAGCGAUGUGUAAGUCACAUUGUCAGAACAUCACACACUCUGUUCACACGUGUGACGAGCUGAAGACUUGUGGCGUGACCGUGUGCGAAACACGACUGCCUGCCGAGAAUGUUCGGAAUAGAUAAACGAAGUCUCCAGGAUUUUGUUGCCCGUAGAAUUUGAUAAAGUGACCUACCGUUAUGCUUGCCAUUAAAUUGUGGAUCAAAAAUUCACAGUGUGUUGAG